Haemonchus placei is the source of this 291-nucleotide messenger RNA. NCBI's taxonomy places the organism in Eukaryota, Metazoa, Nematoda, Chromadorea, Rhabditida, Trichostrongylidae. The record is from the annotation of a GenBank genome assembly.
CUCAUUGCAUUUGAGAGAACAGUUCUGAUUGUUUUUGAAAGGACAACAUCAUCGCUAACAUUAUUCGAUUCACAUAUGCAUGGACAAUCUGAUGGUGAGCUGUGCUAUUUCUUACAUAGAUUACGUGUUUGCUCUAGCGCUGGAUGGGGAGUGGGAGUCUCAGACUCCGGUACAGUUGUGGAUACGUUCGAUCAUAUGUAUAUCCUCGAACUGAGCUUAUUCAUUUCAACAUCUGAAGGAGGUGAUAACGCCAAAACUUUGAACAAUAAAGUUUGGGUCACAAGCCCAUGA